Trichoderma virens Gv29-8 is the source of this 1122-nucleotide messenger RNA. RefSeq lists its product as uncharacterized. Lineage: Eukaryota; Fungi; Ascomycota; Sordariomycetes; Hypocreales; Hypocreaceae. The record is from RefSeq and is a predicted model, not a curated record. The annotation marks the transcript as partial. The transcript has 5 exons.
GUCUUUCCAUUUCUAGAUCGGGCAGAAUUUGAAGCAAAGGUCAAUGAUCCACAUCUCAUUGACAUUCUGAAAACUGAUUCUACAUUCUGCGCUCUCUUUCAUGCCGUAAUGGCUCUGGGAUGCCAGUAUCAUGGAUGCGGCUCAUUUCAGCCCGGCGUUGGCAAAGCGUGGAGGCUUUUCCAAACAUCCCUUAAUUGCGUGGCUCGCAUCAUCAUUAGCCGAGACUCGUUGUCUAAACUUCAGGCUCUUAUUGCAAUGGCCAUCUUUGCCAUGAACGCGUGCUCCUUACAGAUUGACAAUUUUUUAUUAGCAGAAGCUAGCCGUACCGUUCUCGCACUUAGAUAUCAUAAAUCUUCCCUAAGCGGCGCCAACUCUGCUGUUUGCUACCGGGCAUUCUGGGUGGUUUACCACAUGGAAAAGCAAUACAACUUUCAAGCAAGAAGUAGUUCCGGCAUCGUCGAUCUUGAUAUCGGGUGUCAGAUUCCACCGGCUCCAGAAUCCGUUGUAAAUGGCUACAACUGGUUCGUAGCCUCGAUCCGCAUCAGUCGGAUAUUUUCCAUCACCUAUGAUUCGUUUUUUUCGGUGACGGCAUCCGCUCAAUCUGCCGAAUCCUUGCUUCCCGCUGUCAGUAAUAUCCAGAAACUAUUGGAUGACUGGCGGCAAUCCAUUCCUCCUGCCUACAGACCUCAUGAGUCUCUACAGAGAUCUGUCCUGGCCGAUCUGGGCAUAAGAGAGAUUGCCAUACGAACGCAUUUCUAUUACUUCCACCUUGUCAUCGCUCUUGAGCGAAUGAAGCUUCACCUCAGCUCAGACAGACAGACAACGGACGAUAGCCUCCGUACCCUGCUUAGAGCGGCGAGAACAGUGGUAGAACUGACUCGCUUCAUUGAUGUGGAGCCAUAUACACCCGUCUUCAUACUGGCAAUCAUGCCCCUGUCUGCUCUCUUCAUACUCUUCGAUUUUGUAAUUCACAACCCUGCUCAUCCAGACACACGGCAAAACCUGAUUUUGCUCGACAUUGUGUCUGGCCAUUUCAGUCUCCUCGAGCACGUGUCUGGCGGGGUAUUGCCCGGGAGCUAUCUCUCUCGCUUCGGGAAUAUAGCAAGACAAUACGCGGAGGAG